Babesia ovata is the source of this 2115-nucleotide messenger RNA. RefSeq names its product domain containing protein, putative. The transcript has 3 exons. The record is from RefSeq and is a predicted model, not a curated record. NCBI's taxonomy places the organism in Eukaryota, Apicomplexa, Aconoidasida, Piroplasmida, Babesiidae. The coding region runs from base 1 to 2115 and encodes 704 amino acids. Gene Ontology annotation, biological process: cristae formation.
AUGGACACAGAUGCAGGUGACUUCGACUACUACGACAUCUUGAAUGUCCCUCGUGACAGCUCAGUCGAGGAUAUCAAGGCAAGCUACCAUAGGCUCAUCCGCCAAUGGCACCCCGACAAGAAUUUUAUGUCGGAGUCUGACCCAUCGCAGCCCCUUUCCGUGACUGACCGCACAGCCGAGUCUUAUGAAAUCCCCCAGGAGUUGCAGCGGGACUCCGCGUUCACCAAAAUCCAGCUGGCCUACUCGGUUUUAUCCGACCCAGCUCGGCGUCGUGUUUACGACAAGUACGGAAGUGAGGGCGUUAACCUGAGGAUGCUGCUUCAAAAACAGCUCGACAGUGAGCGCGUAGAAUCGCGGACAAUUCCCGAAACGCUUGAGGAUGAGGCCACUCUACAGAAAUCGUGGGAGCUUCGCCGUGCGGCUGACGAGGUCGAGAUUGAGCGGCGUAUUCACGUGCUCCUUCAAAAGCGCCGUUGGGACAGGUUCCGCGAUUUUCCGGUGCAGGUGGUUAGCCACUUCACGUUUGCCGGCGUGACCAACUUCUUCGACGACCAGAUCGCAACGGUGAUGCGUCGGCGGAUGUUCCAGAUCCGCGAAACCGCAGUCACAAAUUCCGUGGAGGUGCUACUGAGCAGACACACGAGAGCUGGAUACACGUAUUACAGCUCGGCAAGGCGUGGCACCUUCGGCAAGUGCCGGGGCGGCGUCCAUCUUUCGUCUGAAUUGACGGACACUGUCGAAUCCACAGUCAGCGUCGAAUGGGGCGACUACGUGAGCUACCGUUCCACCGCCAUGUCUAUCAAGAAAAGGUUUUCCGAGAGCUUUUGGGCCACGUCGAUUUUCGCGGUGGACCGGCACCUUACCCCCGCCAUGCGGUGCGUGGUGCACAAGGGUUGGGCGGACCAUCACGCAAUUGAGCUCACGGCCCUUCCGGACUACGCCAUGACGUACGGCUACAAUCGCAAUUUUGCCGGAGACCUAAAGUCCAACCUGCAGAUAGCCGCAUCUCAGGACGAUUUGGGGGCACUGGUGCGUCUGAAGGCGCUGUCGGGCUCCGGAUCCGUGAUAGGCACAACGUGCAGAUUCUCCAUGCUCGGAGGAUUGUUCGUUGAAGGGUACAUCAGGCAGCGCUUCGAGACCGAGCUGCUUGCGAGGUUGAAGUUUGAGUGCCGGCUGCGCUACUCCCAGAGUUCACUGUUUGUCAUAUUCAAGCUAGUCCUCAACAACACGCGCGUGGAUUUGCCCAUCGAGCUGUACAGCGGAAACGUGGACUACUGCAUAUUCUUGGGAACGGCGGCCUCAUGCGUGUUGAUGUUGCUGCCGGCAGCUGCAGAGAUGGCGAUGAAGCUGUUAUCGCCAGCAGAGCCGGAAAUAGGGUAUGGUUUCGAGGGGCCAAGCCUGCGGCGCAGUUUCUACGCGCGGUUCCCCGCCUUCUCGUAUUUAGGCCUGUCCGGUGUUGACGAUCGUCACCACGAAAAGUACGUGGGCGACAACAGUCGUCAGGGUCCACUGUUGAGCCGCGCCUUGCAGUGGUCGGAAGAGGGGCUCGAGGCCAUAGUGGUUCGCGAACUGCAACUCGCACGCCAGGAAGGCGCAGCUCUGCUCAAUGCAGCAGCGGCAGCCUACCAGCGAGAGCUGGAAGCCGACGGCCUCUGCGUGCUCUUUGCCGUCUACGGCCACCCUGAAGCUUUGCGCACGCUGGUGGAAUUCGUCACUAUGGACCUGUUCGAAAACCUCGGCGGAAUCUCCGACAACACAGACUCCGUGGUGCCGAGGACCCCGUCGAUCGGUAGCGCUAGACGCUUCGUUUUCGGCAGCGUCACUGUGACGUCCAUUCUCAAGCAGAACGACCAGAUGCGCCUCCAACGCCUGUUUGACCGUUACCUGCUGGAUGUUACCAACGUGCUCAUGUCACGAGUCACGGAUUCGCGUCUGCAACUUUCGGUCAACACCAAGGGGCAGCUGAUCGGCUUCGCCGACCCCUGCGCCAACCUGCUGAAGGUGGAGCCGAAGCUUUACGUGUGCUACCGCUACAAGAAGCGUGUGUACGCCGCCACUUUCGGCGACGGGGACCCUGUUCUUCUUCCCGACGGCUGCGAGGCAGCGUCGUGUUAG